Messenger RNA from Penicillium pulvis, 579 nucleotides. Its product is annotated as rRNA-processing FCF1 family protein. Gene Ontology annotation, cellular component: small-subunit processome; nucleolus. Lineage: Eukaryota; Fungi; Ascomycota; Eurotiomycetes; Eurotiales; Aspergillaceae. The record is from RefSeq and is a predicted model, not a curated record. The transcript is spliced from 4 exons. Bases 1 to 579 code for a protein of 192 amino acids.
AUGGGUGUUCAAAAGAAAGUUCGCAAGUUUGCAGUCACCAAGAGAGCAAUCUCUCAACGCGAUAAUCGCCUCAAAGCAAAUGACAAGGACGAUAAGAAAGGAAAACCCAGCAAAGAUGAUGUUGUUCGAGAAGCACCCCAGGCUCCUUCAUCACUCUUUUUCCAAUAUAAUACGGCCCUCGCGCCACCGUAUUCCGUUCUUGUUGACACCAACUUCAUAUCUCACACCAUUCAGCAUAAGCUUGAUGUCAUUCCAACCAUGAUGGACUGCCUGUAUGCCAAGUGUAUCCCUGUCAUCACUGAUUGUGUGCUGGCCGAGCUGGAGAAGCUGGGCCAGAAGUAUCGUCUGGCUCUCCGUGUUGCUAAGGACCCUCGAUUUGAGAGAAUCAAAUGCGACCAUCCAGGCACAUAUGCCGAUGAUUGCCUGGUUGAUCGGGUCAUCAAACAUCGUGUUUAUAUUGUGGCAACUAACGAUCGUGAUCUUAAAAGGCGGAUUCGGAAAAUCCCCGGUGCACCCAUAAUGAGCGUUGCUCGCGGAAAAUAUGUCAUUGAAAGACUGCCUGAUGCUCCCGAGAAGUGA